This is a messenger RNA of Bombina bombina (fire-bellied toad), 933 nucleotides long. RefSeq names its product olfactory receptor 11L1-like. The transcript has a single exon. Bases 1 to 933 code for a protein of 310 amino acids. Gene Ontology annotation, cellular component: membrane. Gene Ontology annotation, molecular function: olfactory receptor activity; G protein-coupled receptor activity. The record is from RefSeq and is a predicted model, not a curated record. Gene Ontology annotation, biological process: G protein-coupled receptor signaling pathway. NCBI's taxonomy places the organism in Eukaryota, Metazoa, Chordata, Amphibia, Anura, Bombinatoridae.
AUGAAGGAAAACUUGACCGAAGUCACUGAUUUUUUUCUACUCGGAUUUCAACUCCACGGGUACAACAUUUACCUUUUUUCUAUCAUCCUUAUCGUCUAUAGUAUGACGCAAACUGGCAACUUCCUGAUCAUCAUUUUGGUUUCAUUCUCUCAGCGACUUCAAUCUCCAAUGUACUUCUUCCUCAAGCACCUUUCUAUGUCUGAAGUAUUGUUUACUUCAAAUAUUGUCCCCAUCAUGUUACACAUUAUAUUGCAUAAGGGCAUCACAAUGUCUUUUGUUAGCUGCAUCACACAAUUUUACCUGUACAUUGCUUCAGGUAGUGUAGAGUGUUUUAUUCUCACAAUAAUGUCAUAUGAUCGUUAUUUGGCCAUCUGUAACCCAUUAAACUAUGCUUAUAUUAUGGACAUCUUCCUUUGCCGUAAAUUGGUUCUUUCGGGUUGGAUUUUGUGUUUUACAUUGGUACUAAUGACUGUUAUUCUUAUAUGUCAGCUGACCUUUUGUGGUUCCAAUGUAAUUGAUCAUUUCUUCUGUGAUUUUGCGCCUCUUGUAGAAAUAUCUUGCUCAGACACAACUAUUGUGAAAAUAGAAGUCUUUGUGCUCUCCAUUCCAGUGGUUACCUCUACCUUUGCCUUUAUUAUUGUGACAUACUUAUGUAUUUUUAUUGCUAUCCAUCGUAUUUCCUCCAAUACUGGAAGGAAAAAAGCUUUCUCCACUUGCAGUUCUCAUUUGGCGUCUGUGUGUUUGUAUUUUGGACCCCUCAUUGCUAUUUAUAUGGUUCCAUACAGGAAAAAUUUAAUUAAUGUAAACAAAAUAUUAUCUUUGUUAUAUACUGUGGUGACUCCAUUUUUUAACCCCCUUAUUUAUAGUCUGAGGAACAAAGAGAUCAGGGAUGUUCUGGAAAAACUUUUUAAUAUAAGAAAAAUAUUCAGCUAA